Ceratotherium simum simum (southern white rhinoceros) is the source of this 1732-nucleotide messenger RNA. RefSeq names its product TAP binding protein (gene TAPBP). Gene Ontology annotation, biological process: antigen processing and presentation of endogenous peptide antigen via MHC class I. The record is from RefSeq and is a predicted model, not a curated record. NCBI's taxonomy places the organism in Eukaryota, Metazoa, Chordata, Mammalia, Perissodactyla, Rhinocerotidae. Gene Ontology annotation, cellular component: membrane.
GGCCUAUGGUUGGGGAGGGCUCUGGGACUGGGCAGUGCUGGGUGGUCCAGGAGGGCGGGGCGGGGCUGAGGUCCCAGACCUGAACUGAAGAGAAUGUUCCGGGAUCCCUGCCCCGCCAGUGGGGGAAACACCUGCCGCCCACGUGCCCUCACCUAACCGGAGCGGGGGUUGCCUCCGCCCCUCCUGAUGGCCUUGAGAGUAAAGAGAAAGUGAAAGGGGAAGAGCAGGCUUCCGGGCUGAGGAGAUCGCGGCGCCAUGAAGCCCUUGUCCUUUCUCCUCGCUGUGGUUUUGGGCUUGGCGACCGCCGUCUCGGCCGGACCUGCGGUGAUAGAGUGCUGGUUCGUGGAGGAUGCGGGCGGGGGCCGCCUGGCCAAGAAACCCGCUGCACUGCUGCUGCGCCAGGGCCCGGGGGGACCACCUCCCCGGCCGGACCUCGACCCGCAGCUCUACCUCAAAGUGCAUGACCCGGCGGGCGCUCUCCAGGCCGCCUUCAGGCGGUACCCCCCGGACGCCCCCGCGCCACACUGCGAGAUGAGCCGCUAUGUGCUGCUCCCCGCCUCGGCGAAUUGGGCCAGCGGCUUGACCCCGGAGCAGAACUGCCCGCGGGCUCUGGACGGGACUUGGCUCAUGGUCAGCGUGUCCAGCCAGGUCCUCAGCCUCUCCGGCCUCCUGCGACCACAGUCCGAGCCUCAGCCCGAGCCCGCUCUCAUCACCACGGCAACAGCUGUGCUGACUGUCCUCACCCACACCCCCACCCCUCGAAUCCGACUGGGACAAGAUGCUCUGCUGGACUUGAGCUUUGCCUACCUGCCCCCCACCCUCGAGGCCGCUACAUCUCUGUCCCCAGGUCCCCCUCCCUUUGGGCUGGAGUGGCGACGCCAGCACCUGGGUAAGGGGCACCUGGUCCUGGCUGCAACUCCUGGGCUAGGUGGGCAAAUGCCAGCUGCCCAAGAAGGGGCAGUGGCAUUUGCUGCUUGGGAUGAUGAUGAGCCGUGGGGUCCAUGGACUGGAAACGGGACCCUCUGGCUGCCUGCAGUGCGGCCCUUCCAGGAGGGCACCUAUCUGGCCACCGUACACCUGCCAUACCUGCAAGGGCAGGUCACCCUGGAGCUUGCUGUACAGAAGCCCCCCAAAGUGUCCCUGAUGCCAGCACCUCUUGUAUGGGCUGCCCCCGGAGAGGUUCCCCCAGAGUUGCUCUGCCUGGUGUCCCACUUCUACCCCUCGGAAGGCCUGGAGGUGGAAUGGGAGCUCCGGGGAGGCCCAGAGGGCGGUAUUCAGAAGGCCAGGGGAGAGAAGUGGCUUUCUGCCCUGCGCCACCACUCAGACGGCUCUGUCAGCCUCUCCGGACACCUGCAGCCACCCCCGGUCACCGCCGAGCAGCAUGGGGCACGCUACGCUUGCCGCGUCCACCACCCCAGCCUGCCCGCCUUGGGGCGCAGUGCUGAGGUUACCCUGGAGGUGGCAGGUCUCUCCGGGCCCUCCCUGGAGGAUGGCAUAGGCCUCUUCUUGUCUGCCUUUCUCCUCCUGGGCCUCAUCAAGGCACUGUGCUGGGCUGCUGCCUAUUGGUCCACUUCCAAGGAGUCAAAGGAGAAGAAAGCACAGUGAGCGCCCUCACCAUCAUCCAGCAGAAGCCACCAUCAUCUCUGGUCUGAGCUACGAUAGUAGCUCCCCCAAAUACUACACCAUCAUCUGCUCCUGCUCCCUCCAAUCUCUCUCCACUGAGUGGCUGGAA